Tremella mesenterica DSM 1558 is the source of this 789-nucleotide messenger RNA. RefSeq lists its product as uncharacterized. NCBI's taxonomy places the organism in Eukaryota, Fungi, Basidiomycota, Tremellomycetes, Tremellales, Tremellaceae. Bases 1 to 789 code for a protein of 262 amino acids. The transcript is spliced from 3 exons. The record is from RefSeq and is a predicted model, not a curated record.
AUGCCAGCAUUAACCUUUCUUAUCGGUACGGGUAUCAGAGCCGGGAUAGGGAUUAUCAAAUCUGGCGUCCAAGCUCAUAAGGAUUUCAACAACCCCGAUGGACCUCAAGUAAGGUAUGAUAAAAAGGGUAGGGUCAAAGAGCCUGGUGCGGUAUAUGGGUUGUUCAUGAAAGCUGAGCACAAACUGUCGAAUAAGGGGAAAGGGAAAGAGGAAGGACAAACAGAUGAUGAACCUGUUGCUUCGGGAAGCACACAAUCCAUCCCUACUUCCGACAACAAUGUCACUCCCGGACCCCAACCUCGAUUCAAUAAAUCCGACUCCCUGAGGGACGAUUACGGUUCUCAAUCCAACGCUGUAGAAACCAAUCGAGACCUCACACCUCAGCCUGGCGAAGCACCACCUUCAUACGGCGAAGUCAUGUAUCUACCACCUUCCAACCCUCCCCCCAAUCCCCGCUCCAGCUCUGCAAUGGCAAUGCCAAAGGAAAAGUCUCGUACCCUUCAACCUAAUGCAACCAAUGCGAGUGAAGGAAGCACAUCCAUUCGACCUCCUAACAAUCGUAGAGGAUCAAGCUCCGAUUCAGACUCUGGUAAUUCUUCAGAAGAGAUGAGGAACGAUCCUAUGGCCAGAGGUUUGAGUAAACAUGAUUAUCGUCGUUUACGUAGGGAUUUGAAGAUGCAGAGGAAGAUGAUGGGAAGAGAUGAGAGAAGAGCGAAUAAGAGGGAGAUAAAAGCUAGAAGAGCUCAGAUGAAGGCUGAUAGAGCUUUUGGACGAGCGCAAGGGUUGUGA